UUUGAGAUAAAACGGAGUCCAAAACCCUCUUUCUUUCUUUUUUUUUCAUUUGUGCGUCUGUUGGCCAUCGUCUCGUCUCGUCUCGUCAAACCAGGGGAAUCUCGUUAACAAGAGAACUCAAAAAAUGGUUAAUGCCAUCAAAGGAGUGUUCAUCACCUGCGAUAUUCCCAUGGCGCAGUUCAUAGUGAACAUGAACAACUCCAUGCCUUCCUCUCAGAAGUUCAUUAUUCAUGUACUCGAUAGUACUCACUUGUUUGUCCAGCCUCAUGUUGAGCAGAUGAUCCGCAGCGCCGUUGCUGAGUUUCGUGAUCAAAACUCUUACGAGAAGCCUUCUUAAAACAAAUAAAAUAUAAUACACCACCUAUCAAAAUGCCUUCCUCUUUUUUUUUUCUUUGUCAGAUUGAAUCAUCUUGUGCAAGAUUAGAUUACUCAUAUGCUUGCUUAUAAUGGUAUGACAUUGUCAAAUAAUCAAGUCUAUUUUCUCUGGGUA
Molecule: messenger RNA, 490 nt
Organism: Brassica napus (rape)
Lineage: Eukaryota; Viridiplantae; Streptophyta; Magnoliopsida; Brassicales; Brassicaceae
Product: general transcription and DNA repair factor IIH subunit TFB5
Exons: 3
Coding region: 125-337 (70 amino acids)
Biological process (GO): transcription by RNA polymerase II; nucleotide-excision repair, preincision complex assembly; nucleotide-excision repair
Cellular component (GO): transcription factor TFIIH holo complex; transcription factor TFIIH core complex
Source: RefSeq, a predicted model, not a curated record